Molecule: messenger RNA, 4467 nt
Organism: Botrytis sinoallii
Lineage: Eukaryota; Fungi; Ascomycota; Leotiomycetes; Helotiales; Sclerotiniaceae
Exons: 2
Coding region: 1-4467 (1488 amino acids)
Biological process (GO): chromatin remodeling
Cellular component (GO): nucleus
Molecular function (GO): histone H3K36 demethylase activity; histone H3K9 demethylase activity
Source: RefSeq, a predicted model, not a curated record
AUGUCGACUGCUACCGACCAGGUAGUUGUUCCCAGUGAGGGCGAGCCAUCUGCGAUUCCGCAGGGUCUUGCUUCGCCACCAGAAAGCAACAACACUAUCAGAACCGAUCCAUCAAGCGACUCAGAAUUAUCAGAUCUCGAGUUUACAGCAGAUGAGCCAAUUGAACCAGAACAUUGGGAAGACGAUGGCAGAGUCCCUGUUUUUAUGCCGACCAUGCCUCAGUUCAAGGACUUUAAUCUCUUCAUGGAUAAAGUCAAUAAAUAUGGUAUGAAAUCUGGUAUUGUCAAGGUUAUCCCACCACCCGAAUGGAAAGCUGCCCUUCCACCGCUCGACGACGCUAUAAAAACGAUUAGAGUGAAGGAUCCGAUUAAACAAGAUAUCAUGGGUCAGAGCGGAACAUACCGACAAGCUAACAUUCUCCAUCAACGUUCUUACAACCUUCCACAAUGGCGACAGUUGUGCGACCAAAGCGAACAUCAACCUCCGGCCAAGAGAGGUGAAAGGAGAGCCAAUGUUGAAAAGGUUAAAGCUACAACUAGAGCAAAGGCUUCAACACCGGGAGGAAAAAGAAAACCUGGCCGGCCGUCCAGACUUAAGACAAAUGCUACUGUCGAUUCAGAAGGUGGAACUCCAGAUCGUUUACCGACUCCAAUAUCUCCGAAAACCGAAGGUGAUUCAUCGUCCGUCAAGCAAGAAGUAAACGAGGAUGAUACGCCUGUCAAACCAAAGGGGGGAAGACAGCCUAAAGCCAUAUCUGUUUCUUCUCGUCGUAAGAACAAUCGCCGUGGUGAAGCAGGCGUAGUAGACGAAGCCGCGUUUGAGAACUUCAAUUACGAGCUAGAGGGUGAAGAUUACUCGGCGGAGAGGUGUGAAGAAUUGGAACGACACUAUUGGCGUACCCUCACAUAUGCCCCACCACUUUAUGGAGCGGAUAUGAUGGGAUCAUUGUUCGAUGACAAAACGACUGAAUGGAACCUUGGAAAGUUGCCUAAUAUACUUGAUCAUUUGGGCGGGCAAAUUCCUGGUGUCAACACUGCAUAUCUUUACUUGGGCAUGUGGAAAGCUACAUUUGCCUGGCAUUUGGAGGAUGUCGACCUCUAUAGUAUCAACUAUCUUCACUUUGGCGCACCGAAGCAAUGGUACAGUAUCUCUCAGGGGGAUGCACGACGAUUCGAAGCUGCGAUGAAAAACAUCUGGCCAGCUGAUGCUAAAGCUUGUAGCGAAUUCCUUCGUCACAAAACAUUUUUGAUAUCACCUCAGCACUUGUUGUCAAACUAUAACAUCAAGGUCAACAAAAUUGUUCACCGACCAGGAGAGUUUGUGAUUACCUUCCCAUACGGAUAUCAUUCUGGAUACAAUCUCGGGUACAAUUGCGCUGAGGCUGUUAACUUUGGUUUACCAUCUUGGCUUGAAUACGGAAAGGUGGCUAAGAAGUGCGACUGUGAUCAAGCUCAAGACAGCGUUUGGAUCAAUGUUCGGGAUUUAGAACGCAAAAUGAAUGGCGAAGAGACUGAAUAUGAAACCGACUUUGACGAGGAUGAAGAAGAAGAGGAAGACGACGAAAAUGAAACGACAGAUCUCCCUACUCCCCCUGACAGCAGUGGCGACGCAAAGGUUAAAACUAAAUCACAACGCAAGAGAAAGCGUGUCAAGAGUGAGUCGGACGAGCAGCAAAAUGUGAAGAGAAUUCGAAUGCGCAUCAAAGCACCGGUCAACGAACCUUGUGUCUUGUGUCCCAACGACAUUCCCUCCGAGCCUCUACUCCCAACCGAGGAUGGUAAACAGGCACAUCGUAUGUGUGCUCAGUACAUUCCAGAAACGAUCGUUGAAGAAGCGGACAAGAAAGAAGUGGUUACGGGCAUCAAGGAGAUUUCCAAAGCUCGAUUUGACCUCAAGUGCAACUAUUGCCGCUCGAAGAAAGGUGCAUGCUUUCAAUGCUCUAAGAAGAAGUGUACAAGAGCAUAUCAUGCGACCUGCGCAGCAGCUGCAGGCGUCUUUGUUGAGCAAGGUGAAAUUCCAGUGUUUGGAGAGGAUGGUACCGAGUACAAAGAGUGGGGCAUCGAAUUCAGUUGUCGCUUCCAUCGCAUCAAACGCGAUAAGAGGCUGGACAGCGAUUCUCUCGAGGAAGACGACCGUAUUCGUAAUGGUGCCAAGGAGUUGAAGGUUGGCGAAGUCUGUCAAAUGCAGUUUCACAAGGGCGACAUAUUUGCAGGUACCAUCAUCGAGAAUCGGAAAGAUGAAGAGACAGUGCUUGUUGAUAUUCUGCCUCGCGGGUUCGUAAAAACUUUUUAUAGUUGUAUGAUGAUCUUGCUAACUCUUCUUUUAGUGACCCGCGUUGAAGUCGAAUAUAAAUGGAUUCUCAUCCCUGACGCGUCAUUCUUUACUCUCGCCAAGCCAUCCGAGAAAGCAAUCCCCAUGCCAAAAUCUCGUAUUGAGGCAGCGUCACUCAACACCACAAAACGUCAAGUAGAUGAUAUUCCAAGAGCUGAAGAUCCAUUUGUCAAGGGCUUCACAUGGGCAGAGUUUAAUACAGAAAGUAUCGCUCGCAAUGCGGCACAGGUCAAAUUAGAUUUGAGCAAGGAGAACCAAGUUUGGUAUUAUCUUGGAAAGAACUCCACAGAGGCUAGGGCACAAUUUACGGAAGAUCUAAGGAUCCAGAGACACAAUCCUAAAGGUCAUUUCCUUGAUACAAUUCCCAAACCGGCUACAGCUGCGCCACGUACAUCUUAUGCAGCCUCAUAUCCUACAUCCACGAACAAAAUUUCUGCAACCACAACAAAGAUGCCCACAGCCAACACUUCCAAUAUGGGCCCGGCGGCACAGGCAAUGCAGAAGAUGGCUGCUACCAAACUUGUGAACCAACCGGCACCAUCCUCUGGAACUUCCGCGCCUUUUGUUGCGAGGUCAGAGAAACCAUAUGUGUAUAAGCCUCGUAAAUCUGAAGAUGGUUAUCACAGUGGUUUGAUAGAUGCGCAAUCAUACCAAUCUCAACAAGCUUUCUUGCGACAGUCAGCGGCAUCUAGGCCUGUCCAAGUACCUGCAGUUGGUCUCAACUUUGGUACUGAUCCCAGAUUUCAAAACAACCCGGCGUCUCCUGCGCCCACUUCCACUACUCCUCCCGCAACUGGUUCUACGAAUCAAUCUGCGGCUGUUCCUCCGAAAGCCGCUUAUACACCAAAUAAUAGCUAUGCUCCACAAGUCAGCUAUCCUCCACAAGUCAAUUAUGCACCACAAGUUAAAUAUGCUCCACCACGCCAGCCUCAUCAAGCAGCUACACCGCGUCAUCCCCAACCAACUGCUAGUCCACUGGCUCCACCCAAUACAAAUUAUCGACCAACUCAGUCGUUGGCGAAAGGAAACAAUCCUUUUAGUAGUAGAGCAGCUGCCCCUAAAAUGGGAAACGUUUUUGCGAAGUAUCUCUACUUGCAGAUCGAGCAUAACCGCUCACCUAUGGAAUAUAAGAGCCCCUACAGAGAAGGUGGAGGAUUCAUGAAUGGUUACCAAGGAAAUUGGACAGAGCAUCUCAAGAAGACCCUAUUUGCAAAAUCGGGAUCAUCUACAGCAUCAACCCCAACCUCAAUUUCUUCCUACACCGGGGGUGUUGGCAGGAAAGCAUCUUAUCCUACUUCUUAUACCCCCCAAUCUUCCCGCGGUUCCUAUUCCUCCAAUGGGCCCCAAAUAUAUUCCCCGGCAACCUCAUCUGCAAGACCAAGCUAUUCUUCACCUUCCAUACCCAGACAUCAGCAAACACCAACUCAACAGGUUACGCCUAAGCCGUACGAUACGAAUCAAUGGGAAAGGAAAGACUCGCCCUUGCACCCAGCUAUUCGGAAGGAGUACAGCUCGAUGUUUCACAAUCACCACGUGCCGCAGCCACAAGGUCAGCAACAAAAUCCUCAGCAGCAAGGUCGUCAGCAACACAACCACAAAAGUCACGGUUCUACUCAGUAUCCAAAUUCAUCUUACCUUCCGUCUGGUGGCCAAGGCUCUCCCACGCAAUCUGGAUUCGCGUCUCAAGUGGCGAAAACAAUCGAGUCCAAGCAAGCUCAGCAAACUGAGGAACCUCAGAAGUCCCAACAAAUUCAACCUCCGCAAUCUCAACCUGCGCCUCAAGUUGCACAGAAGAUUGGCGAUAAUCCAUUGUCACAGCCUCAACCGGUUGCGAAAGCUUCUCUCAUUACUCCUCCCUCAUAUUCUCCUCCUCUCGCCCAGAGAGAACCCAGUCAGCAACCGAUCGAUGCCUCAAAUCAGUCUCAGGUCCCACCUCAACCUCCUCAGCAGGAGGCGAAACCCAUCUACCCUCAUCAGCAACAUUUCCAAACCCUCAACGCUUCGCAGGCACAGCCACAAACUUUUGCUCCUCCUCCGCAAACCCAUGACUUACCAGACGUACCAAUUGACUCAGAGUCUUUAAUUGAAGACAUGCUGAAGAAUUUGAGAAAGGUUACAACAGGCACGACAAAGUAG